AGCUUUGGAAGCGGUUUCAAUUUUAACAUUGCAGAUUGAAGUUAUUGAAAGUCAAAGAAUGAAAAUGAGAUUUAUCGUUGUUUUGAGCAUUUUGGUCUUGACUUUGGCGUUUAUAUUGGCACAUCCAAACAAACGUCAAAAUAAAGCUACAAGUAGUCGUUUAAUAACAAUGCCACUUGCAACAUUUUUUCCAUCACGAAACUCUACAAGUGGCGUGAUUCAUAUGAUUCAAUCCGAUAUUCAUCCAGCGAACAUGCAUCCAGCUAUACACGAAUUUAAAGGAUCGACUUGGAUGGAGAGGUGUUGUGGUCUGAAGGGAGACUAUCCAUCAUUAAUGCAACAAAUCAAAGACACUGAAAUAAAAUUCAGUUUCAACUGUAUAGAUAUGUCGAAAAGAUUCUAUGAGAUAUGCUGCAGUGAUCUAAAAGAAAUUAUUGCUUUCGUAAAUGAUUUAUUUCAAGGAAUUGAAAACGAUAUUGACGAUCAUCUGUAUAUACGGGACGACACUUACGCUGAAGACAUUAAAGACAUUCACAAAUAUGGGGAUGAAUUAAAACAAAUACAUGAUAGCAUGAAAACAUCACAGUAUACAAAACAUAUGAUCGAGAAAAUAUGUGUUGAUAUGCACACAAAUGUGUGGCUUAUGGCAUCUGCACUGGGUGAAAAUGUUCCACUGGAAAUGAUGGGCCAACUAGUUUUAAACGCAGAACCCGCACAAUGAUUUUUAUAACAUACAUUGAUAGAUAAUCAGUUAUCAUAUAUGUGGACGUUCACAAAAAAUCUUUAUUUAAUUUUUUUUAAUUGUCAAUGCUUAGUUUGAGCGGAUAUUUAGAAUUUGAAUGUCAAUAUAAUUUAAUCACUGUACGAACCAAUUUCUGAAGUUGAAAAUACGAGGAUUUCGGAAAUCUAUAUUUUUAAUAAAAAAAAUUAUUGACUUGAAUAAACGAUAAUUGAAGAAUAUA
Contarinia nasturtii (swede midge) is the source of this 962-nucleotide messenger RNA. RefSeq lists its product as uncharacterized. The record is from RefSeq and is a predicted model, not a curated record. Lineage: Eukaryota; Metazoa; Arthropoda; Insecta; Diptera; Cecidomyiidae. The coding region runs from base 59 to 721 and encodes 220 amino acids. The transcript has 6 exons.